This is a messenger RNA of Saccoglossus kowalevskii, 406 nucleotides long. Its product is annotated as cytochrome c oxidase associated subunit FA4L3-like. Gene Ontology annotation, cellular component: respiratory chain complex IV. The record is from RefSeq and is a predicted model, not a curated record. Lineage: Eukaryota; Metazoa; Hemichordata; Enteropneusta; Harrimaniidae.
CAACCGGUUCAGUUGAACGCUUCCCGGUACAACGUCACCUCUGCUGUUACUAGCCUCAUCUAUUUCAAGAAAUACACAAUGCCAUUAAGCCCGGCUCAGUUUCUGAAAAAACAUUAUGAGCUGACCCCAUUGGUGGGAAUUAUAUCGUUUGUCGGCGUGUUGGCAGUAUCAGCCAUUUCAUACGCAGCGUACCAGAAAACCGACGUAGUUUUUCGAAAAAGGGCGAAUCCGUUCCCAUAUUAUGAAAUAAAUCCGUCAAGCCCACAAAAGCUCUUAACACUAAAGCAAAUAUACAAGCCAGACCCUAAGUUGGAAGCACUCCGGCGGGACAUCGGCUCCCCACCGUCACCCUACGCCAAAUCAGAGUAAAUGUGGGCACCACAAACCUCUUGUAUCGCAAUCCUGG